GCCCGCCCCGCCUCCCCGCCUCCCCGCCUCCCCGCCUCCCCUAGCCCCGCAGAUUUCCCACCCCGCGGCGACGCCAGGAGCUCCUCCUCGUCUCCGCCCCGCCGGCCGCGGCCGCGGGGGACGUCAGCGCUGCCAGCGUGGAUACCGCGGCGGGCCGCGGGAGGCGGAAGUAGCGCUCGGACCGCGGAGCCUCCAUCGGGCUCCGCCGGCCGCCUCAGCCAUGGACGCGUCCCUGGAGAAGCAGACCCUACAUUAGCUGAGAUGGGAAAAAACUUGAAAGAGGCCAUGAAGAUGCUAGAGGACAGUCAGAGAAGAACAGAGGAGGAAAAUGGGAAGAAAUCAUCAGGAGAUAUUCCGGGGCCACUCCAAGGCAGUGGACAAGACAUGGUGAGCCUCCUGCAGUUAGUCCAGAACCUGAUGCACGGAGAUGAAGACGAGGAGCCCCAGAGUGCCCGAAUCCAGAAUAUUGGAGAACAAGGUCAUAUAGCUUUGCUGGGGCAUAGUCUGGGAGCUUAUAUUUCAACCCUGGACAAAGAGAAGCUUAGAAAACUUACGACCAGGAUACUUUCAGACACUACAUUAUGGCUAUGCAGAAUUUUCAGGUAUGAAAAUGGCUGCGCCUAUUUCCACGAAGAAGAAAGAGAAGGACUUGCAAAGAUCUGCAGGCUUGCUAUUCAUUCUCGUUAUGAAGACUUUGUAGUGGAUGGUUUCAAUGUGUUAUAUAAUAAAAAACCUGUCAUAUAUCUUAGCGCUGCUGCUAGGCCUGGCCUGGGCCAGUACCUUUGUAAUCAGCUCGGGUUGCCCUUCCCCUGCUUGUGUCGUGUGCCAUGUAACACUAUGUUUGGAUCCCAGCAUCAAAUGGAUGUUGCCUUCCUGGAGAAACUGAUUAAAGAUGAUAUAGAACGAGGAAAACUGCCUCUGUUGCUUGUAGCAAAUGCUGGAACUGCGGCAGUAGGACACACGGACAAGAUUGGACGUUUGAAAGAACUCUGUGAGCAGUAUGGCAUAUGGCUUCACGUGGAGGGUGUGAAUCUGGCAACCUUGGCUCUAGGUUAUGUCUCCUCAUCAGUGCUGGCUGCAACCAAAUGUGACAGCAUGACAUUGACUCCAGGUCCAUGGCUGGGUUUGCCAGCUGUCCCUGCGGUCACCCUUUAUAAACACGACGAUCCAGCCUUGACUUUAGUUGCCGGUCUUACAUCAAACAAGCCAGCGGACAAACUCCGUGCCCUGCCACUGUGGUUGUCUUUACAGUACUUGGGGCUUGAUGGGAUUGUGGAGAGGAUUAAGCACGCCUGCCAGCUGAGUCAGCGGUUACAAGAAAGUUUGAAGAAAGUGAACCACAUCAAAAUCUUGGUGGAAGAUGAGCUCAGUUCUCCAGUUGUGGUGUUCAGGUUUUUCCAGGAAUUACCAGGCUCAGAUCCAGUGCCCAAAGCCGUCUCUGUGCCCAACAUGACACCUUCAGCAGUCGGCCGGGAAAGACACUCCUGUGACGCCCUGAAUCGCUGGCUGGGAGAGCAGCUGAAACAGCUGGUGCCCACGAGCGGCCUCACAGUCAUGGACCUGGAAGUGGAGGGCGUGUGCAUCCGGUUCAGCCCUUUGAUGACCGCGGCAGUUUUAGGCACCCGGGGAGAGGACGUGGAUCAGCUCGCGGCCUGCGUCCAGAGCAAGCUGCCGGUCCUGACCUGCACACUGCAGCUGCGGGAGGAGUUCAAGCAGGAGGUGACAGCAACGGCAGGUCUCCUGCACGUCGAUGACCCGAACUGGCCUGGAAUAGGGGUUGUCAGGUAUGAACAUGCUAAUGAUGACAAGAGCAGUUUGAAAUUAGAUCCAGAAGGAGAAAAAAUCCAUGCUGCACUCCUGAAAAAGUUAAAUGAACUGGAAUCCGACCUUACAUUCAAAAUGGGCCCGGAGUACAAAAGCAUGAAGAGCUGCAUCUACGUUGGCAUGGCCAGUGACGAUGUGGAUAUUUCGGAACUGGUAGAGACCAUUGCAGUCACAGCCCGAGAAAUUGAGGAGAACUCACGGCUUCUAGAAAACAUGACAGAGGUGGUUCGAAAAGGGAUCCAGGAAGCCCAGGUUCAGCUGCAGAAGGCAAACGAGGAGCGGCUUCUGGAAGAGGGGGUGCUGCGGCAGAUCCCCGUCGUGGGGUCCGUGCUCAACUGGUUUUCUCCGGUACAAGCUUCACAGAAGGGAAGAACCUUUAACUUAACAGCAGGCUCCCUAGAGUCCACGGAACACACCUAUGUCUACAAGGUCCAAGGCACGGGUGUCACACCCCCGCAGACCCCCUCGGGCACGCGCACGAAGCAGAGACUUCCAGGCCAGAAGCCUUUCAGGAGGUCCCUGAGAGGUUCCGACGCUCUGAGCGAGACCAGCUCGGUCAGCCACAGUGAGGACCUGGAGAAGGUGGAGCAGUUGAGCGGCGGCCCCGAGCCCGACGCCCCGGAGCCCGGAGGCCCCGAGCCCCCUCCCGGCACUCGCGCCCCGCCGGACGCCGAGCAGACGGGCGCCCUCCGCAGCGGGGCCCAGCGCCCGGAAGACGACCGUCCGCAGGUAGAAGAACCGGAGAGCUUAAGAUAAAAGUCAGUGUUGUGCUUGGAGACUGUAGUAUCGUUUCAGGGAAGAAGUUGUUCUACUGACAGUGUGAACCGUGCCACGUGCUAAUGCGAGAGAAAGGACUGUUUUUGUGCGGAACUGGCAUUUUUGCACACAUCCGUGCCUGAAAGCCAGACUUUUUAGAAGGGCAGUUGAUGGUCUCAUUCCAUGGGUCUGUGGAGCAACUCCUGUCGUUUCGGUCUGCCCCGCUGUAGUUCACACCGGUUUCCCCCGUUACAUAAACACGUUGAUUCACAACACUUAAGAGCUCAAGAGCCCGCCUCUUGGAACACUCGCGCUCACCUUUCUAGAUCCAAGUGUAAGACGCCGUAUGCGGUUACGUGUAACUCUCCACUGAGGCCGCUUUCGUUAGAGCC
This is a messenger RNA of Lontra canadensis (Northern American river otter), 2972 nucleotides long. It is a transcript of the gene PDXDC1, whose product is annotated as pyridoxal dependent decarboxylase domain containing 1. Gene Ontology annotation, biological process: carboxylic acid metabolic process. The transcript is spliced from 23 exons. The record is from RefSeq and is a predicted model, not a curated record. Gene Ontology annotation, cellular component: intracellular membrane-bounded organelle. Bases 262 to 2580 code for a protein of 772 amino acids. Gene Ontology annotation, molecular function: pyridoxal phosphate binding; carbon-carbon lyase activity. NCBI's taxonomy places the organism in Eukaryota, Metazoa, Chordata, Mammalia, Carnivora, Mustelidae.